This is a messenger RNA of Papaver somniferum (opium poppy), 761 nucleotides long. Its product is annotated as mulatexin-like. The record is from RefSeq and is a predicted model, not a curated record. The coding region runs from base 42 to 560 and encodes 172 amino acids. The transcript has 2 exons. Lineage: Eukaryota; Viridiplantae; Streptophyta; Magnoliopsida; Ranunculales; Papaveraceae.
GAGGAAAGUAAGAAACAUAGUAGUGGUUACUCAUUAUAGCGAUGGAGUUUAUUCAAAGAAAAUUCUCAUCAGUUGGUUUUCUGCUGUUUGCAAUAGUAGGAUUUUCGUUAUUGGAACAGAUGGCAUUGGCGCAAACAGUAAACAUAAAUAUAGAAAUAACGACCGACGGUUGUUGUUGUCAAGCACCCCCAUGUCCAUGUCCAUCCCCAUCCCCACCCUCACCUCCUCCUCCAUCACCCCCAUCUCCUUCUCCUCCUCCUCCAUCACCCCCACCUCCAAAACCAUCUCCACCUCCACCUCCACCAGCUGAGUUGGUAUGCGAAGGCGGAGACUCUUAUACAUAUACUACAUUUUCUGAAGAAACCGACUGCGGCCUAUGUGAUGCUGAAUGUAUAAAAGAAUGUUCGCAAUCAGGAACUUCUGUGGCAAAGAAAUCAUGCUCGCCGGGAGAAGAUCCUUCUUCAUUGUUUUGCCAGUGUUGCUGCAAGGCUACCAGUACCUCGGCAUCAUCAGCUUCUGCUCGUGGUUCAUUACUACUACUCACAGAAACAUUACUGUGAUCUGGUCGAAAUCUGCACAGCUAGCCCUUGCUUACUUUUUGUUGUAAAGGUAACUUGUGGUUUUAUAAUGGGCUCACGUUACCGCAGAAAAAUAGCUUGCUUAUUAUUGCAUCAAGUUUUAGGAUCCUUUGCAAAUUUUCCUACUGGAAAUUAUGUAUGCAAUUCAUUGUAUGAAUAAAAAAAAGAUCAAGUUCAAUGUCA